AUGACAACGGACACUGCAACUGUUCCUAAUGAACUUGAAGAGGAAAAUGAGGCCGCCGAAUCAACAGAUUCUUCGAUUCCACCAGAUACGCUUAAUUCAUGUGAGGCACUCGAUCCAACACCAACGCAAAAUAGGACUAUCCGGCGUCGUCUCAACCCACCAGAAUUACAAAUUGCCAGCAAACAAAUGUCUGAGGCAUUUAACAAUUUAAAUAAAAUGAUUAACAAGCAAGAUGUUGUUGAAGAUGAGUGUGAUAUAUUUGGCAAACUGAUUGCCAAAAAAUUAAAGAAGAUGCCUGAACAUGAAAGGGAAGAAUAA
Messenger RNA from Parnassius apollo (apollo), 318 nucleotides. The record is from the annotation of a GenBank genome assembly. Lineage: Eukaryota; Metazoa; Arthropoda; Insecta; Lepidoptera; Papilionidae.